UUUCUAAUUUGUAGAGACCUGUGAGCUUUGAGGUGAGAAACAGUCGCUCGUCAGCUGCGAGUCAAGUGGUUUGGAGGAGAGGCAAGUCGUGGGCUCUGAGGGUGUCCUUCAGUAGGUCCAUUCGGUGACGUCUGGUCUCCAACAUUUAACAUGACUCUGGUGACCAUCGAGGAUCUCCUGGAUGAGUGUGGUGGGUUUGGAAGGUUCCAGUGGCUGAUGCUUCUGGCUCUGUACGUGUCCAUGCCUACUAUCUCCUGGAGUCUGAUGCAUAUGACAUAUGCUGGCAAAGUACCAGACUGGGAAUGCCGAACACACGAGUUCAACUCCACAGACAUGACAGGCAGUAACAUCACCACCCUAAACGUGUGUGAGGUGAACGGCACUGCGUGUGUAAGGCACGACUUUCAAGGAGAAUCACUGACCAUCAUUAAUCAGAGGGAAAAUGACAGCAUCUAG
Molecule: messenger RNA, 456 nt
Organism: Aplysia californica (California sea hare)
Lineage: Eukaryota; Metazoa; Mollusca; Gastropoda; Aplysiida; Aplysiidae
Exons: 3
Coding region: 151-456 (101 amino acids)
Source: RefSeq, a predicted model, not a curated record